GCAUGACACUCCCCACAUCAAAAGGGCGCUUGUUCUACACGCCCUUGUGACGUUUUACAUCAUGCUUAUGAUCAUGUCUCAGAGAUAAAAUACAACAUCGAAAUAUUUGGAAUUUGGCACAUCACAUCGCAGAGAUAUAUCACAUUUCUACAACUGCCGAAGAGAAACAGUGACUGCGGAAAUAAUGACCACUCAGACACAGUUGCUGGAGGAUAUGCUGCCCUCAACUGCCGAGGCACCAACUUACGUGGACUCUCCACCCAGGAGCGUCGCCAACAGCAGCACCCCAGCACCAGCAGUGGCAUCUCGUUUACAGAAAAUAGCAGUGACAUUCCAACUGUCCGGCGUCAACUUUGCAGCCAGCGCUACAAACGGCCUCAUCGUCGUGGGUCUCCCCCAAAUGACCGCCGGUCUCGCCCUCCCCCCAUCCCUCGCCUUCUGGCCCUCCUCCGUGCAGGGCCUCGCGACAGCCUCAACGCUGCUGCUCGCGGGUGCCCUCGCGGACGUGCUUGGCGCAAGAUCCGUCGAUCUGCUCGGGUGCAUCCUCAGCGGCGCGCUCAUGCUGGCCUGCGGAUUCGUCCGCACGGGCGAGCAGCUAGUUGCGCUAAGGGCCCUACAGGGCGUUGCGCUCGCGCUGCAUCUCUCGAGCUCUGUGGCGCUCGUGACGAGGACGCUGGCGCAGGGACGGGGCAGGAACUUUGCGUUUGCAUGUCUGGGGUUGAGCCAGCCGCUUGGCUUUUCGUUUGGGCUCGUCCUUGGCGGAGUGCUGGUCGAGACUAUUGGCUGGAGAUCGGGUUGGUUUCUCUACGGUGGCAUCAAUCUUGUCUUGUCCGGGGUGGGCUUCUGGUCUCUGCCAAAGUCCGAGCCACUUGGAACGUUACACGAUGUGCUGCAGAGCGUUGCGACCAAGAUUGAUUGGCUCGGCACUCUUCUCGCUUCAGCUUUCAUGGCACUGCUGUCAUACUUCCUAGCCAUCAUCAGCACAGAUGUGUACCGCAUCAAAGACGCAAGCAGUAUUGUUCUUCUAAGUACGAGUCUCGUUGCACUGCCGCUCUUUGUCGGCUGGAUGCAUCUUCAGGUGAAAAGGGGUCUCCCGGCCUUGAUACCGAAUGCGUUCUGGCGGAACCACUCUUUCACCACGAUCUGCGUGACCAUAGCCUUAUCCAACGCUGUCAUAAACUCUCUAGAGCUAUUUGCGAGUCUCUUCUUCCAAGAGGUGCAGCACCUAUCAGCUCUCAGUGCAGCUAUUCGCAUUCUUCCUAGCGUCGUGGUGGGUGCAGCCCUCAACUUCACAACAGGUCUAGUUGUCCACAAGAUCCCUGCUAUAUGGCUCGUUGUUAUCACAUCUGUCCUCACAGCAAUCUCGCCUCUGCUCAUGGCACUCAUCGACCCCGCGUGGACGUACUGGACAGCUGCAUUCUUCGCGCAGGUUCUCAUGCCCUUCUCAGUAGACGUCCUCUUCACGGUGGGUCUGAUAGUGGUCACUGAAACCUUCUCCGAGGACAAACAGGCGGUGGCCGGGUCAGUGUUCAACGCAGCGUCGCAGUUUGGAAAUGCCAUGGGUUUAGCCGUGAUGCAGGCUAUAUCGACCCUUGUAAGCAAGCAACAUGCAGGAUCGAAGCCAGCUGAGGCUCUUCUUCAGGGCUACAAGGCAAGUUUCUGGGCCAUGUUUUCAUUCAUGGUUCUCUGUGCUCUCAUUGGAGGUGUCGGGUUGCGCAAAGCCGGCAAAGUCGGUCUGAAGCAGGAGUAAAAAGGGGGCGCUGGACAAUACAGAAGUUGAGGGUGGCGAUCUCCCUGGGAGAUGGGAAAGUGGAAUUCGGUGACAUUUCGAUAUAAUUCUAUUGAAUGAACGGGAGAUGGGCCUUGUUCCGUCGUAACUCGGAGCGGGCUCCGAAACCUAGUCGGCUCCCAACUGAGUUAUUGGGUCCGACAUGGGUCCUUGGCAUUGGGUUCAGCUUUCAGAGUACUAGCAGUGUCGAUCCCGCGGGAACGUGUCUUGGAGUUCAGCUGUCACGGAAAUACCUACUCUACGAUCCCUGGAAAGAAAUGUUGGUUCCUAAGAUCCAUUUCCUGAAUAACUCCAUGAUCAGCCCUAUCUAAUACCUGUUUCAUCGGUGGUGGUGUGUCGUGGGAAAAAGUUUACAGUGGCCCUGUCGGAAGUUCCUCACGGAAGUUCCGUUGGCACGCUAUGGGUCAACUAAAGUGCCGCCGCUGGGUAGUUAAUAUCCAGGAAGCCACCUACCCACAGACAACUCGAUUUAGUGGGCUCUGAUCCAGUUACAGAGGGAUCCGCUGCGGCUCUUGCUCCGAGUCUAAGGGCCUAGACCGUCCACGGCAUCGAUGCGCUAGUUACGUGUAAGGGAACGAUCUUAGGGCUGUUGGGGGGGCGCAAACGCGCGUUCUGUAAGUGGCUUGCUUUGGUGGUUUUGGGGGUUCACCUCCAGCCAGGUAUUUGGGGUACCUUAGCCUUAGGUAUGGUUCAGCCGUCAAUUUACCUGGCAAUCAAAUUAAUUUACGAGA
Molecule: messenger RNA, 2520 nt
Organism: Fusarium verticillioides 7600
Lineage: Eukaryota; Fungi; Ascomycota; Sordariomycetes; Hypocreales; Nectriaceae
Exons: 3
Coding region: 185-1750 (521 amino acids)
Biological process (GO): transmembrane transport
Cellular component (GO): membrane
Molecular function (GO): transmembrane transporter activity
Source: RefSeq, a predicted model, not a curated record